GACGCGCUCUCCUAAAGUCAAGCGCGGCCCCUGCAGGAAUCCGUAGCAUGUUACACCUGCAGGAAGGUGCGCUGCGGACAGGUGCAGAGGGGGCUGGGGAAGGAGCUUUGGAGCGGAAGGAAAGAAGGCCGUCUCUUCCUUUCCCAAGAGAAACGACCGAGGAGUCCUUCCCAGGCAAAGUGGACAAGAAACCCAACACCUGAGCAGGACCUUUUCCGGAAGAACCGUGUUGAACUCGGAGUCGCCCCAGGGAAGGGAAGGAAGGGCGGGGUGGAGGCGCCAUGGCCUCCUGGUGGCUCUUCCUCGGCCUCACCUGCUUCCCGACAGGCUGUAUCUCUGUCCUGGUGACGGUGCCAGAAACUGAGCGGUACACCAUGUUAUUUGCCUCUGUGAUACUCAGAUGUGACUACAGUACCUCCGCACCACUGCAGGAUGUGGUAGUUACCUGGCGUUUUAAAUCCUUUUGCAAGGAUCCCAUCCUUGACUACUACUCUUUUGCCUAUCAGGCAAGCCUAGGUCUGGGCCAAGACCCUUCUAAUGAUUGCAAUGACAACCAACGGGAAGUGAGGAUUGUCGCUCAGAAAAGGGGGCAAAAUGAACCUGUCCUGGGUGUUGAUUACAGCCAGCGGAAGAUCACCAUUCGAAACAAAGCAGAUCUCGUGAUCAAUGAAGUGAUGUGGUGGGACCAUGGAGUCUAUUACUGUGCUGUUGAAGCUCCAGGAGAUACAUCUGGUGACCCAGAUAAAGAGGUCAAGCUCAUUGUUUUGAACUGGCUGACAGUAAUCUUGAUCAUCAUUGGUGGCCUGCUCCUUCUCUUGCUGAUUGGGAUUUGCUGGUGCCAGUGUUGCCCCCAGCAUUGUUGCUGCCAUGUGCGCUGUCCCUGCUGCCCAACUCGCUGCUGUUGUAAUGAAAAAGUCCUGGAACGGCAUCAAUUCAUGAAGCAGGCUCGACAGCUUUUGCCAUGGAUGGCACACCACUCCCAGGCGUCUUCAUACCAACUAAACCCACUGUUACAGAGAGAAAUGUCUACACAUAGCAGUCAGCCUCUGAUGCCUCCACUUCCUCAAAUGCCCCACAGCAAUAAGUUCUUAGACCAUCUUGAGUCUGAACUCAGGAAUCUCAACCUUUCCCAGCCUGUGCUGCCUUCACACCAUGUUGGGGUCAGCCGACAGCCUAGCAUCCUUUCUUCUCUGGGACCAGAGAUUGUCGAACGCAGAGUGAUCCAGCUGCCUCCCUUAGUGGAGCACAUCCCUUCUUCUCAGAGAUCUAGCAGUUCCUCACGCCCACGUCAGACUAUCUAUACCCCAAGACCGCGUAGCACCCCAAAUGAGGAAGAGAGGCCAGGGAGUAGGCGGAAGCGCCGUUUAUCUUUGGAUGAAGAUUUUCAUUCCAGCGAUGAUCAAGAAUCAUGGGGCAGAAACAGGGAGCUCAGAGCUGAGAGGCGGAGGGAUAGCAACUAUUAUGGCCGGUCUCGGAGUUCCAGGCGAGACACAACAUCUUUAUCGCAUAGUAGAAACAGUCUUCGUUCCUAUCCGGGGGAGGCUAGGAGGGAGAAUUCCAGACAACAGCACUCUGACAGAAGAUAUCAGCGUUCUGAGCAAGAACCUUAUCGACAGAGCAGUGAUCGCCGGAGCCGCCAACGACAUCGGAGCUAUUCUCCCCCUUCCCGACGGGAGUCUUGGAGCUCAUCUGAUGAGUCUGAGCGCUUGCGGAGGAAAAUGAGACAACAAUACCAGCGCCGUUCCCCACACUGGGCGGAGGAUAAACCACCCAGUUAUACAUCGGUUGAAAACGGCUCAGCCAAAGUUGACAUAAACAGAAGCCGGACAGAGCGGCAAUCGGAAAAAGACAGUUCUCGCAGUGGAAGGAGUGUGGUCCUCUAGUCCUUUUUUAGUUUGGCUACAGUAUAAUAGAGUGACUGUGUCUGCUCACUUGAGACAUAUUCAUCUCUGGCUGUGAACAAUUAUCAUCAAGCAUCUCAUGAUUUUCUCAUCACUUUCAGCCUGUGGUUGUUUACAUUGAAUGCUUUAAUUUCCAAUAUGGUUGUUUAUGAAAAGGUGUGUCUAUGCUAAGAAAAGUUCCUUGUUAUGCAUUUAUUUUGUGUUUAAGGAAUAGCUCAGCAGUAGCCAGAUUAUCAGCCUUUGAAAAAGCAUAGCCACAAGGGAUGCAAACCAGUAAAGCCAAUAGAAAUAAAUGAAAGUUUCAUCAUAAACAUGGUUAGAAAUAGGCAGCAAACAGGGCCGG
This is a messenger RNA of Anolis carolinensis (green anole), 2244 nucleotides long. It is a transcript of the gene ildr1, whose product is annotated as immunoglobulin like domain containing receptor 1. NCBI's taxonomy places the organism in Eukaryota, Metazoa, Chordata, Lepidosauria, Squamata, Anolidae. The record is from RefSeq and is a predicted model, not a curated record. Bases 282 to 1883 code for a protein of 533 amino acids. The transcript is spliced from 8 exons. Gene Ontology annotation, molecular function: high-density lipoprotein particle receptor activity. Gene Ontology annotation, cellular component: plasma membrane.